CAAGCCUCCUUUCCUCCGGCACUCCACCUCCUCGAGCACUCCUGCCCAUUCUUCUCUCUCCCAUGGAGGGCGAAGGUUGCGACCGUCACUGCUCCGUGUACGGGGCGACCCUGUUGAUGGCAGCAACACCGUGGAGCAUGCCCACAUGAGGUUGAGGAUAAUAAUUUUUUGGGGUAGGGCUAUCUCACACCCACUUGCCCACGGUCGAUUUCCGACAGGAGCAUCUUUCCUUCUUUGGCAUAUGGUCUUUAUUCCUUUUCUAAUCUGCACAAAAAUUCAUAUGUGACUGGUUCACCUUCCUUUGUAGCAUUGUGUCUGGCUUAACAUAGAUGGAAUGUUUAGAGAAAGACAGUGGCCCCAUGGCUGAAUUUAGGAGAGAGGAAUUUAUUAGAGGAAAGGCACCGAGCCCCACAGUUGAAUUCAAGGUGGGGGUCUGGGGAAUACUUAUUAGUAGAAGAAAGUCACCGAGCAUGCAACCAUCCAACACUUUCCGCGUGGGCAUCGAGUGCCGCAGCGCUCGCACGAAGGAGCCCCCGAUGGCACCGGCGCAUGCUCCUGGAGGCGGCGAUGACGUGACCGUGGCACAGUGCCCAAUCUGCAUGGAGGAGCUGGUGGACAACAACAACCGUGGACUCGUCACAAGAUUGCCCGGCUGCUUGCACUCCUUCCACGAAAGCUGCAUCGCACAAUGGUUCUGCAGGGCGGCCACGUGUCCGUGCUGCCGGCGCGACAUGCCAACCUACAGUAUCCGCGCGUACCCGCUGCCAUCUUACUACCCGGAGACGACCAUUACGGUCGCGCUGCCCAUUCCGCGCCGUCCUCCACAAUGAUGAGAUCGUUCCCCUGUACUGCACAGCAGGGCAGUAUGCUGGCCCGGUGGAGAAGGAUGAUGCCAGGUUUCGAGCAUGUAUUGUGGUGUAACCGAACAUUGCUCAAAAUCAACCUAUUUUUCGACAAUGUAAUAUGUCUCUGUGCUUUUUUCAAUUGAAUGAAGACACGCAUUUGGUUUUUUAAACCGGACGACUGAAUUCACAGAUGGUGACGGUUGAUAUAUUUUGAUAGUUCCUUGGAUGCUGAAUGUGGA
This is a messenger RNA of Triticum aestivum (bread wheat), 1084 nucleotides long. RefSeq names its product RING-H2 finger protein ATL39-like. The transcript has 2 exons. The coding region runs from base 330 to 830 and encodes 166 amino acids. NCBI's taxonomy places the organism in Eukaryota, Viridiplantae, Streptophyta, Magnoliopsida, Poales, Poaceae. The record is from RefSeq and is a predicted model, not a curated record.